This is a messenger RNA of Mauremys mutica (yellowpond turtle), 1345 nucleotides long. RefSeq names its product golgin subfamily A member 6-like protein 4. NCBI's taxonomy places the organism in Eukaryota, Metazoa, Chordata, Testudines, Geoemydidae. The record is from RefSeq and is a predicted model, not a curated record. The transcript is spliced from 2 exons. The coding region runs from base 617 to 1180 and encodes 187 amino acids.
AGAGCCUCCUAGCAGCCCCCCUACCCCGGCCCACAGUGCACCCGUAUAUAGGUGCCCUAUACCUAGGGAUGCCAACCCUCCAGGAUUGUCCUGGAGUCUCCAGGAAUUAAAGAUUCAUCUUUCAUUAAAGAGUAUGUUGUGAUGAAACCUCCAGGAAUACAUCCAACCAAAACUGGCAACCCGGACUGUACCACGCCAGGCUGUUAAACCAGAUCAGCUUCCCCUCGUGUAGACGCAGGUCUGGCGCUGCUAUUCCUGUAUGGGAAGGGGAAUAAACUAGACCAGCAUAAGGCACCUUUAUCCCCGUGUAAACCCUGCUCCACACUACGAGUCUAGGUCGAAUUUAGCAGCCUUAGGCUCUUAUCACUGAUUUCUGUACUGCUCCCUGGUGAGGGGUUUAGCUCUAAAAUCGACCUCGCUGGGUCGAAUCUGGGGUAGUGCGGACGCAGUUGGACGGUAUUGGCCUCCGGGAGCUAUCCCAGAGUGCUCCACUGUGACCGCUCUGGGCAGCACUCUCAUCUCGGCUGAACUGACCAGGUAAGACAGGAAAAGCCCCGGGAACUUUUGAAUUUCAUUUCCUGUUUGGCCAGCGUGGGGAGCUGAUCAGCAGGUGACCAUGCCGAGCUCCUCAGCACAGGGGACCAUGCAGUCCCAGACUCCCAAAGGAGAUCCAGCCUGGACCGAGCGGGAGGUGCUGGAUCUGAUCUCUAUAUGGGGAGAACUCCGGGACCACGACGCCGGGGAAGGCACCUCCGCUGCAAAUGUUUCUAUGCUCCCCCGAUCGUUUCCGUCCCAGAGGCUGGCGCGGAUUAGAAGGCGAAACAAACGCACGUGCGACGAGAUGUUCUCCGAACUCUUGCAGGCUGCAAGAGCCCAGCAGAAUGCGUGGAGGCAAACAGUGGCAGAGUUCAGGAAAGCCGAAAAUGAACGCCAGGAGAGGAGGCGGGAGCGAGAGGAGAGGUGGCGGGAGCAGGAGGAGAGGUGGCGGGAGCAGAAGGAGAGGUGGCGGCAGCGUGAUGGGAGGACACGGGAUGCAAUUCUGAGGCUAAUCCAGGAGCAAACUGACCUGCUCAGGCGUCUGGUGGAGCUGCAGGAAAGGCAGCAGGAGCACAGAGCGCCGCUGCAGUCCCUGUAUAACCGCCUGCCCUCCUCCCCAAGUUCCACAUCCUCCUCACCCUGACGCCCAAGAACGCGGGCGCAAGGGGAGGGCUACGGGCACCCAGCCUCUCCACCCCAGAGGACUGCCCAGGCAACGGAAGUCUGGCAUUCAAUACGUUUUGAAGUGCAGUGUGGCCUUGUCUUUCCCUCCUGCCUUAAUCCCCCACCCCACCCGGUGCUUCCCGCC